Molecule: messenger RNA, 1800 nt
Organism: Closterium sp. Naga37s-1
Lineage: Eukaryota; Viridiplantae; Streptophyta; Zygnematophyceae; Desmidiales; Closteriaceae
Source: the annotation of a GenBank genome assembly
AUGCUGGUUGCCCCUGAGGGAGACCCGGAUGCUCCAGACAUCCCGACCCCGCGCUCUUACGCUGAGGCGAUCGCGGGUGAGUACUCCUCUCAGUGGCAGACAGCCAUGGACACAGAGAUAGCUUCCUGGAAGUCCACAGGCACCUACGUCGACGACGUUCCCCCACCUGGGGCGAACAUUGUCAGUGGCAUGUGGAUUUUCAGGGUGAAGCGGCCGCCGGGUUCUCCGCCUGUCUUCAAGGCGCGUUACGUUGCACGAGGCUUCAGUCAGCGAGAGGGAGUUGACUUCUUCCAGACCUUCUCCCCGACCCCGAAGAUGACCACUCUUCGGGUUCUGCUGCACGUCGCCGCUCAGCGUGACUACGAGCUCCACUCGCUUGACUUCAGCACUGCUUUCCUACAGGGCAGCCUGCACGAGGAGAUCUGGCUGCGCCGCCCACCUGGCUUCACUGGGUCGUUCCCUCCUGGUACCCAGUGGAGCCUCCGGCGGCCAGUCUACGGUCUCCGCCAGGCGCCGCGUGAGUGGCACGACACACUGAGGACUACACUUGCGGCUCUUGGGUUCGCUCCUUCUACUGCUGACCCGUCGCUGUUUCUACGCACCGACACUUCGCUGCCGCCGUUCUACAUCCUCGUGUACGUCGACGACUUGGUCUUUGCCACUGCUGACACUAUGGCACUCGCCCACGUGAAGUCGGAGCUGCAGAAGAGACACACGUGCACAGACCUGGGUGAACUGACAAGCUAUCUUGGCUUGCGGAUCACCCGGGACAGAGCACGGCGCACCAUCACCUUGACUCAGUCACACAUGGUGCAGCAGGUCCUUCAGCGCUUCCGCUUCACGUACUCCUCGCCUCAGGCCACUCCUCUGCCUACCGGUCACUCGCUCUCAGCUCUGCCUUCGGAUGAGUCCGUAGAGCCGAGUGGCCCGUAUCCAGAGCUUGUGGGCUGCCUCAUGUACCUGAUGACCUGCACUCAGCCUGACCUUGCAUACCCUCUUAGCAUCCUUGCACGCUAUGUCGCUCCUGGUCGUCACCGGAAGGAGCACAUGGAUGCUGCUAAGAGGGUGUUGCGCUACUUGUGCAGUACGUCGGGCAUGGGGCUAGUGCUUGGAGGGCGAGACCGAGUUGUACUCACGGGGCACUCAGACGCUUCUUGGGCAGACGACCAGGCUACUCAGCGGUCGUCUCAGGGUUACACCUUCAGCCUUGGCUCUGGUUCAGUUUCUUGGCGUUCUACACGCUCGUCUUCUGUUCUCAGCUCCAGUUGUGAGGCUGAGAUCUACGCCACAGCCAUGGCUGCACAGGAGUUACGCUGGCUCACCUACCUGCUGACCGACCUGGGAGAGCGGCCUCGUUCUCCUCCAGUGCUGUACGUCGACAACAAGGCUGCCAUUGCCUUGUGUGAGGAGCACAGACUGGAGCACAGAACGAAGCAUAUCGCUCUGCGCUACUUUCUUGCUCGAGAGCUGCAGCAGCGCGGUCAACUUCGUCUGCGUUACGUGGCCACUCGGGCCAACACUGCUGAUGUGUUCACCAAGGCGCUUCAGCCUUGCAUUCAUCAAGUCCGCUGGCUCUCCAGGGGUGAUGCCGUUCUGCGAACGGUGGCGGUCUUCCCUGCGCUCAUCGUCAUGCUGUCUGAGUGGGACGAAACUCUGUACCAGCUCGCCACCAGCUACAGGUUCCAUUUCUUGUUGUUCUUUCUUGCAGACGUGCUCGAGCAGCUCAACAUGUUGAACAAGUCCUUCCAACAACGAGAGGUGAGCAACAAGUCCUUUCAGCAUGUGCUGCACUUCUUAUGA